This is a messenger RNA of Eimeria necatrix, 2448 nucleotides long. RefSeq lists its product as hypothetical. Lineage: Eukaryota; Apicomplexa; Conoidasida; Eucoccidiorida; Eimeriidae. The record is from RefSeq and is a predicted model, not a curated record. The coding region runs from base 1 to 2448 and encodes 815 amino acids. The transcript has a single exon.
AUGAAACGCAGCCAGCAGCGCCAAUUCUCAGACUCCCCGCAUGCAGCAGCAGCAGACGGGCCGCUUCAGGGGCCCUCUGCUGCUGCAGGGGGGGCCCCCCGGGGGCCCCCCAAGGGGGGGGCCCCCGGGGGGCCCCCCUCCAGCUCCCGGGGGCCCCCCUCCAGCUCCAGGGGGGCCCCCUCUGCAGCAACUGCUUCUACGGAGGGCCUCAAAGGCAGACGCAGCAUGCCUUUGGACUUGACAAAAGUGAAGAACAAACACAGCAGCGAAGCUGUCCCUAAACUGUCUCCCCAAGAGCUGCAGCAGCUGCAGCAGCAGCAGCAGCAGCAGCAGCAGCAGCAGCAGCAGCAGCAAGGAGAGGAAACCGACACAGAUGCUUCCAACGGCGAACCCGAUGAGGGGCCCCCCACCUUCUUCGGGGCGCCCAGAGACGCAGCAGCAGCAGCAGGCAGCAAAAGGGGGCCCCCCAGGGGGCCCCCCAAGGGGCCCCCCAAGGGGCCCCCCAAGGGGCCCCCGCCCAGGGGGCCCCCCACCAAGGGGGUCCCUAAGGGGCCCCCCCAGGGGCCCCCCAAGAAGUGGGGGGCCCCCCCAGUACCCUACAGCUUGGAGGCGGUGCCUGUGGAGCCCCCUGAGGGCCCCUCUGGCUCUGGGGGCCCCUCGGGGGGGCCCCCGGGGGCCCCUUUAGACAAAGAAGAAGCAAAGGGACUUAUAAAAGAGACAGAAAGUGAAAAAGGAGACAAACAAAUCCCAGAAAAGAACAACAAGUGGUGGGCCCCCCUGCUGCACCCCCCCCACUUUAACUUCUGGGACUUGGGGGCCCCCAGCGACUCCGAGGGGGCCUCCAGCGACAGCGGGGGGGCCCCCAGCGAAGCUGGGGGGCCCCCCAAUGGGGACCAGGGGGCCCCCUGUGGGGUGGGGGGGGCCCCCAGCGGGGGGCCCCCUGCCUCUGAAGGAGACAGGGAAAUCCCCAGGACCCCCAAAGCAGCAGACAGGAUUUUAAAAGAGAUUGCUGAAGUGCCUUGGGAGCUACGGGGACAGCCCAGACAGCAGCAGCAGCAGCAGCAGCAGCAGCAGCAGCAGCAGCAGCAGCAGGAAAGGGCACAGCUGCUGCAGCCACCUACGGGGGGCCCCCUCACUCCCAACAAGGCAGCAAGGGGGCCCCCGCCCCCGCCCGCAACAAGCAGCUUGCCUUCUUGGGGGCCCCCCAAAGCUGCUGCAGCUGCGCAAAACGCGCAGCAGCAGCAGCAGCAGCAGCAGCAGCAGCAGCAGCAGCAGAAGGCCCUUUCUGUUCGGGGGCCCCCAGCCAAGAGCAGGCCCCAGGGGGGCCCCCCAACUCCAAAGGCCAAGUCCAAACCCUCUGCUGCAGCUGCAAAGAAGAGGCCCCCUUCUGCUGCACCACCGGGGGGCCCCCCUCCAAGGGGCCCCCAAGCAGGGGGGCCCCCCAACAUGAAUGGCUUGGGGGCCCCCCCCAGCAACUCAGGUUUGGUUCUCAGCGGCUACAGCAGCAGCAGCAGUGGGGCCCCAGACCCAGGCGUGGGGGCCCCCGCGUGGGGGCCCCCCCUUGGGGGGCCCCCAGUGGCGAUACCCCUAAAUGGCGAGGGUCCUAUGGGGGCCCCCAGCCCGGGGGGCCCCACCCUGGAGUGGCUCCCUGUUCAGGGGGGCCCCCCUGUGGGGGCCCCUGUGGGGGCCCCUGUGGGGGCCCCUGUGGGGGCCCCCCCUGUGGAGAUCUUGCCUAUGGAGUUCUGCCCCGCUACAGAGGGGCCCCCUGUGGGGCCCCCCUCCCCUGUGGGGGCCGCCUCCCGUGUGGGGGCCCCCUCCCCUGUGGGGGGCCCCCCUGUGGGGGCCCCCAGGGGGGGCCCCCCUGGCCGAGGGGCCCCCGUGGCAAUGAAGCCCCUAAGGGAAUUCCCGGGGGUCUCUGCAAACUUCGAUGGGCUGUGGCAAAUAUGGCUGAGACAACAAGAGGCCCUUUCUAUUGAAGAUGUGCCCCCCUUGGGGGCUGGGGGGCCCCCCAGUACCCUCCCGGAGGGGGCCCCCCCGGCUAGGCAGAGCGGGGGGGCCCCCUCGGGGGCCCCCCCGGGGGGCCCCCAGAAGGAGGCCCCCGGGGGCCCCCAGAAGGAGGCCCCCGGGGGCCCCCAAAAGGGGCCCCCCGAGACUUAUAGAGUUAUGCUAAAUGCUAGUAAGGCUGAAGACGAACUUGUGUACGAUGUGUACAAGGAAGAGCCCCUCCCGGACCCUGCUGCUGCAGCAGCAGCAGCGGCAGCAGCAGCAGCAGCAGCGGGGCCCCCCCCAAGCGUCUACCCCAGCGAAGACCCUCUGGGGCCCCCAGCAACCUGGGGGGCCCCGGGGGCCCCCCCAGUAGACCCUUUUGCUGCUGCUGUGGGGGCCAGCGAGGGCUUUAAUACUUUUUGGGAGAGAAUGCAAAGACACAGGGCGCAGCAGUACUACUGA